Messenger RNA from Penicillium macrosclerotiorum, 846 nucleotides. RefSeq lists its product as uncharacterized. Lineage: Eukaryota; Fungi; Ascomycota; Eurotiomycetes; Eurotiales; Aspergillaceae. The transcript has a single exon. The coding region runs from base 1 to 846 and encodes 281 amino acids. The record is from RefSeq and is a predicted model, not a curated record.
AUGUAUUCCCUUCUCUCUACCGUCUUCCUUCUUUCUACCCCCAUUCAUGCCGCUAUUAAUGCGCGGGUCUGGACACAUUUCUAUCCCAACUGCCCAGGAGAUCCUUUUUCCAACCUCGACACAUACGAGAACUAUGAAGAAUCCGCGCCCUCUCAGGUCAUCACGACUGGCCAAUGCGCCAACAUCGGCGUCCCCUCUUACGAACACAACCUUGUUAGCGCCAUCUCCGUAGACGCGGAGAUUCUCUCAAAUAGACCUGGACACCCAUUCCAGAUGGGGAGCGGGUCAAAGUGUAAUAUUUCCGUCCACGAGGUCCCAGAAUGCAUCGACCCGCCUCUCAUCACUCAGGAACUCCACAACGGCGUUGCAGUGAGCCCAUGUGAGGCCCGCCGUUUCGCCGCCUACAGCGAGGUCUGGUUGCAGCUGGUCUGCGACAACGACAACGAGGAAUCGCUCGCUGAGCAAGCCGAGGAUAUCCCUCGCCUCGAGGACACCACAUCCGUCGACCAGGCUGACAACAUUCAGACGCCCGGGUCAAACUCGUUCUCAUGGUCCAAGGCCCAGACUGAGCACUCUGAGCGCGAGCCUGACCAGGAGGAUCGGGUUAACAAUGCUGGCCACGCAGAGAGCGAGCAGCUUGUCCACAAAAUAAUGGAGAUGAUCAAGACCAAGCACGCGACCCUCGUGUCUGGUAAGCACCCCAACUCGACGCACAAGCAUCACUUCAAUAUCACGGGCCAGGUCAAUGGCACUGCGAUUGCGAAUGGCACAGCGCCAGUCAACCGAACGGUCAUCUCGCGGCGCAAGUUAUCGGUACUGCGCAAUCGUCGUGCACGCCUGUAUUAA